Molecule: messenger RNA, 2080 nt
Organism: Trachymyrmex cornetzi
Lineage: Eukaryota; Metazoa; Arthropoda; Insecta; Hymenoptera; Formicidae
Exons: 4
Source: RefSeq, a predicted model, not a curated record
AGACGGCAGUUCGAUAAUAUAUCGCGGUCGCUCGAUUACACCAAUUGUGCAGAUCACGAGUCCGCUUUUUCCGGUGAGCGAAGGUAGAGAAAAAGUACGUGUCUCGUUGUUAGGUCCACAACCAUCGCCGGCGACGCCAGGUGUUCUCUUGCUGGAGCCGAUCACGCAUUCGACAGGACUCCCGAUAAACAUGGCCAACAAUCCCACGGAACUUCUGACCACGCACACUGAGCACACCACGCCUGCCUACCACACGCAAAUCAGUACGGACAGCGGCUGGGACAAUCCGUUCAGACCGGAUGGCGAUCUCUCCCGGGAAGCCGAUGAGAUUGUCGAACUAAUAAAGGGUGGGAAACCGAUCACGCCGACUCCGGGUCAGAACGCGCCGCCGUUACCGGGAUGCGAUGGCAAAUCAGGCGACUCGAGUACCAGCCCGCUUCUUAAAUCCGCGAAUUGUCACGCUAAUUCGUCACCGAGGCCCGGUCAGGAGAAUGGCAGUGCACGAGGUAGCACUCCUUCGAAAACUGCCGGCAACCAACCUGUUAACGAAAAGGUCGGCGCGUCUCGGACCGCAACGGUGGAAGUUGCGAGGAUGACGGCGCAGGGCCCGGGCGACGCGUCACAGGUCGAGCACGUCACCCUGAAGAAGAAGCCUAAGUGCAAAUGCUGCGUGCUGCAGUAAUGACCGCGCGACGGAGCCAGCGGGGACGCGCACGAGAGACGAUCCUCCUCCAUUAUCGGGAGCGUAACUUCAGCUUCGUGGCUACUGAAGAAAUCACGACUGGGCAACUCGAGGUAUCGAGGACGCAUCGAUGAAGAAGCGACUCGAAGAGGAUGCCGGAACAGGAAAGCGCCGGUAUUCCAAACACGCUCGAGACCUGAAGAACAGGUCCAGAAGAUAAUUUCUCAGAGGGAGAAAAAGGUUUCGUCUUUAAAGAAAGUGAAGAAAGUGGAACGAAAUAUUGGAAACGAUGAGAAUAUGAUUGGAUAUACGAGAACAUCAGAUUGUUAGAAAUCUGAAAAAAAUGAAACGAGCAGCAAGUCAAAGAAGCUUCUUGUAUCUUUCAAUCAUAAAGAAAAGGAAAACAAGAAAGAAUAUUUUGGUGGUAACAAGAGCAAAUUUAAUCGGAAUAUGAAGAAAAUGAGGUAAGAGGCUAUCGAUUCUUGUUGAGGAGAUUGGAAUCUCUCUUAAAAUGCUCUGGAACAUGAAGUUAACCCUUGCCGUGGAAGAUUGGACUCUCGCCAGGCUAUCUCUGGCUUUCAAGCACGGAAAAGAGGGAUCCACGUGGAGGAUGAGACAAGGAACGUCAGUGCGCGAACAUUGAACCGCUUUUCGAGAGACAAUGAUAUUUUAAUGAUGUCACGAGAGACCAGAGUUAGGAAAGAAAUGGAAAAAGAAAGAGAAAGAAAAAGAAAUAUAUAUAUAUAUAUAUAUAUUAUACAUACAAAACUAUAUUGUAGAUACAGAAUGGUAGCUGUAUAGCUUAUAUGCUUUUACUAUCGUGGUUAAUAAUCAUCAAGAUUAUCGUGAUUUAAAAAAUGCAUCGUACGCGUAGAGCGAGAAAGGAAAAGAAAGAAUGUGCGAGAGAAAGCGCGAAUGUGAACAAGAGAGAAAGGGAGGAAUGAUGAUGAAUAAUAUGACUAUAUAGGUGGGAAGAGUGUGUGUGCGCGACGAGGCAUGUAGGCUGCGUUUAGGGAGCGCGUUAUCAGUGCUAUUUGUGUCAUACUAUCCUUACUUUACGUUCUAAUGGAUGAUGAGGAUAGAAUGACACAAAUAACGCUAAUAACGUGUCCACGAACGCAGUUGUAAAGUUCCGCGGGACGUCAUUCGUCUGUUAGAUCUUGGUACGAACAAAUACAUCGCCGUUUCUGAGGAAGCUAACUUGGCAGCUUUGAUCAAUCUUUCUUUGCACUGCGAAGGAUAUUCAACGCGUCGAACAUCCUGUAUACAGAGGGAGUGUGCCAAAUAUACCGCAUGCUCAUCCGCAUCUACAAAUUUCUUGAUCAGUUUGGAUCAGUUUUCCUUCAGUGUCACACUAUACCGUUUCACAGGUGCAACACAUAUAUGGCAUACCCAACU